Molecule: messenger RNA, 864 nt
Organism: Anopheles aquasalis
Lineage: Eukaryota; Metazoa; Arthropoda; Insecta; Diptera; Culicidae
Source: RefSeq, a predicted model, not a curated record
UUGUGAACAAGUCCCUUCUCGCCGGAUGCAUUCAGUCAGUGCCAUUUCAGCCUGCAAGUCGAAACCAUGGCCGUGACCAUACAAAACCUACAGAGAAUUUUACUUCUUCAGUUAAUCCUAAUGCUGGGGUUACCAACGUUGAUAACGCCCCACUCGGAAGGGUCGUCACUGUCACGCCAGAAACGGUUUUUAAUAUUUCCACGCGCCAAUCCUGGCCGUCUGCAACUGAUCGGUGGAUUCGGUAUACCCGUCGACCUUCAGCUGGAAUCGAUCACCGUUGGGUAUGUUAUCAAAACCGUCUACUACCUUCCAUGGAAUUCGUCACACUUGAUACCACCGUUUCUGGAUCGUCACGAGGCCGAAGGACUUCCGGUACAACCGCUGCGCAACACGAGAUCUGUCCCACUAGUGCUAGCGGCUGAUCGGAUCGAACGGUACGAGGGGACGGUGGUGGAUAAUGGAACCGAAUCCCUUCCGGAACCGUCUCAUGCCGGGUCACGGUGGAUGUUUUAUCGCGCCAUAGAACAAAUGUUUGAACAGAAGGGUUACGAUGGUCAUAGCUGCGUGCUCCGGGCCAUAUGCGAGACUUCUGAGGCGGCCUUUACGCACACAAGUGGGUUGGUGGGAGAGCUGCUGAACAUAGUUUUUCGGCCAUCUACCACCGAUGACAUCGUUAUGGAAGCUAGCCAUGAACGGUAUCGAGAGGCGGAACGUGUUUCGGCCACCUUUAGCCCCCGGGACGAUCGAUUACCGGUGUGCGAGAGCGUGUACGCCGAAUGCAAGCUUUCUUUGCUCGGUUCUUUUUCCAACAUAUUCGGUGACACGCUCUAGAUCAGGAGAAUAGCCAACUGUUUUGUAUUGAGA